This is a messenger RNA of Sesamum indicum (sesame), 1938 nucleotides long. RefSeq names its product protein DETOXIFICATION 18. Gene Ontology annotation, cellular component: membrane. Gene Ontology annotation, molecular function: antiporter activity; xenobiotic transmembrane transporter activity. NCBI's taxonomy places the organism in Eukaryota, Viridiplantae, Streptophyta, Magnoliopsida, Lamiales, Pedaliaceae. The record is from RefSeq and is a predicted model, not a curated record. Gene Ontology annotation, biological process: xenobiotic detoxification by transmembrane export across the plasma membrane.
GUUCUGACUUUUUGAGUAUUUGACUGGUAGUUGAGUCGGCUGUAUUUGUUUUAGCUCAGAGUUGAGCAAAUACUCGCACAAUUCAUAAUUCGCGUGGUCUUAGAUUUUCUUGGUGUCUGAAUAUUUCAAUAACCAUAAUGUUUUAAUAUCACGACAAGGACGUUUGUGUUGUUGGGUAGCAGUAAUCGAGUUGUGUGUGUGAAAUAUAUAUCAUGUCUUGUGUAUAUCUAUAAACGUUUUUGUAUUUCGAACAAUUUGAGGGAGUGGGUAGGUGGAAAUGGCGUCAGGCGGCGGAGCAGAGGCUGUGAGGAGUCCGCUGCUGGAGAGGAAGGCGGCGACGGCGAAGGAUGGGUGGUUGAACAAGGUUAUUGAUGUCGAGGAGGCGAAGGACCAGAUAUUGUUCGCGCUGCCGAUGAUUCUGACAAAUGUUUCCUACUACUGCAUCCCUCUUGUCUCAGUUAUGUUCGCCGGCCACCUCGGAGAACUCCAGCUUGCUGGCUCCAACCUCGCCAAUUCCUGGGCUGCUGUCUCUGGUUUUGCUCUCAUGGUUGGCUUGAGUGGUGCGCUCGAGACAUUAUGCGGCCAAGGAUUUGGCGCAAAACUAUAUAGAAUGUUAGGUGUCUAUCUUCAGGCGUCCUGCAUCAUAACCAUCAUCUUCACUAUCAUCAUAUCCGUCCUCUGGUGGUAUUCAGACUUCGUUCUGACUUUGCUACAUCAAGAUCCUCAAAUAGCAGGAGCAGCUGGUCUCUAUUUGAAGUACCUCAUCCCCGGACUAUUUGCUUACGGGUUCUUGCAAAACAUCUUGAGAUUUCUUCAGACACAAUGUAUCGUUUUGCCACUUGUUGUCUGCUCAUUGGUCCCUCUUGCUUUCCACAUCGGCAUCGCCUAUGCUUUGGUUCAUUGGACCGGACUUGGAUACAGGGGAGCACCACUAGCAGCCUCGAUAUCAUUGUGGGUUUCCGUUCUCAUGCUAGGCCUGUACGUCGUUAAGGCAAAGGAGUUUGAGCAAACAUGGGAGGGAUUUACGUUGGAGUCGUUGGGUCAUGUUUUCACAAACUUGAAGAUUGCUUUGCCUUCUGCGGCUAUGGUGUGUCUCGAGUAUUGGGCUUUUGAGAUUCUUGUUUUGUUGGCGGGACUGAUGCCGAACUCGGAAAUCACUACUUCUCUGGUAGCAAUGUGUGUAAACACAGAAGCCAUCUCCUACAUGAUUGCUUAUGGUCUGAGUGCCGCAGCUAGCACAAGGGUGUCCAAUGAGUUAGGAGCUGGAAAUUCCAAUCAAGCUAAGCGUGCCAUGGCCGUCACUCUUAAGCUAACCGUUUUCCUUGCAGUUCUUGUUGUUUUAGCACUAUCUCUUGGUCAUAACCUCUGGGCUGGAUCCUUCAGUGACAGCCCCGUAAUAAUAGACGCAUUUGCCUCAAUGACUCCCUUGCUCGUCGCCUCCAUAUUAUGUGAUUUUGUCCAAGGAAUCUUAUCAGGCGUCGCAAGAGGGUGCGGCUGGCAGCAUUUGGCUGUGUUCAUUAACUUGGGAACAUUCUAUUUCAUCGGCAUGCCUAUUGCUAGUCUCCUUGGUUUCAAGUUCAAACUACAUGCCAAGGGUUUGUGGAUUGGCUUAAUCUGCGGUCUAGCGGUGCAGAUGAUAGGUCUUUUGCUGCUUACAAAGUUCACAAAAUGGACAAGAAUAGAGCUGUCCCAAGAUCCAUCAGCCAAGACUGUUGAGGAUGUCUGAGUUCUUUCAGCUGCCACCUGGAUUUCAUGAACAAACUCUGUUUUCUAUCCUUUUUCCACCAUUGAAAAUUCUGAGUCAUAUAGAAUUUGAUCCCACGUUGUAAAGAGCCGAGGAUUGUUGCAAGAGAACAAUUAAGUUAUAUUUAAAUGUUUAAUUAUUUGGGAUUAGAUUGUAUGAUUCAAUUUAUUUCCUCAGAAAAUUUUUUACUCUCA